This is a messenger RNA of Coregonus clupeaformis (lake whitefish), 1828 nucleotides long. RefSeq lists its product as uncharacterized. The transcript is spliced from 6 exons. NCBI's taxonomy places the organism in Eukaryota, Metazoa, Chordata, Actinopteri, Salmoniformes, Salmonidae. The coding region runs from base 307 to 960 and encodes 217 amino acids. The record is from RefSeq and is a predicted model, not a curated record.
AAAAGUGUCAGAGCACAGGGGAUAGUAGCUUUGUUUCCCUAUCUAGAAGACCCAUACUCACAACAUGGAUAUGAUCAUUACUACGAUCCGGAGAGUGGUUCCGGAUACCUUGCAUGGCGAUUGAAGACCAUACAAAGAAAAACAGCAGAGGAAAGAGGUGCCUCAGUCAGCAAAUCUCCUAAAGUUGGUGGGCCAGGCCGUGAUCGUCAGCCCUUCACCUAUGACAGAGAGCCAUCUGAUGAGGAUGUGGAAGCAGCUAUUGCUGUUUUGAGACACUCUGCUGAUGAAAACACUGUCCGUGAGAAGAUGAAAAUGACCUUCAUAUAUCGGCAAGCAAUGGUCAACGAUGAAGCCAAAUCAUCAGAUGUCUUCUCGGUCUUCCCAAGAUUUCUGGACACACCAGGACUGAUAGAACAAGAUUUCAGACUUCUGUUUGGUGAGGCCACAGCCAACAAAUUCUUGGAGAAGUGGCCAACCACUUUCAAAGCAAAAGUAAUAAAGGAAAGCCAUGGACUUGUAUCCACCACAGAACUCUUGGAUUUGAUGCGCAAUGCUGAGUCAGCUGCUGAAGUUGAGAAUGGCUGGGACAGUGACAUGUCUGCCAUCUUGCUGCUGCUACAUUUGCUACCACCAUCUGCACAAGGUAGAAAGAGGCCGGGAAAGAUGUCUGCAUAUCAAGCUGUAGAUCAGCUCAUCAGAUUUCAAAAGGUUGGAACCAGUGUGCAGCAGCAUCUUGACAACAUCACCCAAAGCAGUCAGCCCUACCUUCUCGCCCAGGGAUCCACACAGAGCAGCAUUCACUCCUACUUCAUUGUGGUUGACAAGCAUGCUCUUCCAUGCAAGGCAACAGGUUCAGUAGGAGCUUUUGACGAAGUCUUUAAAGCCCAUUACGUAUUUGGUACGUCAUACAGUUCUUCCUUGAGCAGCUUUUUUCACUUUUGUGCAAACAACCAUCUAUAACAUCGACAUGGGGGAAACAAAGGAGACUCCUAGAGUUGCUGAGUUGCGAGCAAGAAUGGUGCGUUAGUUGAGAUAAAACUAUGAAGUGUUUUCUUUGCAAAAGUGACCAUGGAAGUCCAAACAACCUUGUUAAGCACCUUAAGAUAAUUCAUGGGCUAUGUACAGGCAGGACUCUUUUUCUGAAAUGUGGUCAAGAAGGAUGCUCACGUUCUUUUGGUAGCUUUUCUUAACAAGUGCCACGGAGAAAGUUUAGUAGAUUCUAUAGAAGAUGAUCUUUCAGACCCUCAAAGUACCGUCAACACCAGUAAUAUUUCUCAUGUUGAAGUGUCGACUGAAUGUUUAGAGGCUGAGUCAGAGUUAUCUUCGCCAUACAUUGUAAAUAGUUGUGCAGCUGUUAUUUCUGAUCUAAAGGCAGCAGGUGUUGGUCAAAGUACAGUAAAUACUGUAGUGAUUUCCAUGGAAGAGAUUGUUCAAGAUAUUCAUCAGCAUGCUAAAGAAACAGUGAUAAAGCAUGUAUUUAGUAAUGAAAGAGAAACAGAAAUGUGCAAGAAAGUUGAGGCGUGUUUUGAGGGGUUAGAGAAUCCUUUCACAGUUCUAAAUUCGGAAUACAAGCGAUCAAAAUUUAUGACUGCCAAGUGGGAAAUAGUAGAACCAGUUGAAUGUGUGAUUGGUUCAAGAUUUGACACAAGACGAAAUAAAAAGACUGGAACAUAUGAUCAGGUAGUAGUUCAAGAUAAAUUCAUGUAUAUUCCAAUUUUAUCUACACUGCAGUCAAUAUUUAAAAGUCAGUAUUUUGCAGAAAUGUUGCAAAGCUCAGCUACCAGCAACUCUAGACUGAGAGAUAUUUGUGAUGGAUCUUUUUUUAAAG